UUUUUUUUUUAGUUAGGAAAAGACACAGCCCAUAUUAAUUCUUUUUAUUUUAGUUAGGAAAAGAAUAAAAUUUUGUCACGAUCCGGCACCGUAUUAGAUCAAUCAUCAAAAUCCCUGUCCUCACACGAUUCUAAUUCUUAAUAAUUUACUAAUUGUGGUCAAAUACUAAAAAGCAAAAACAAUUAAUUUCCAAUUCUGUAUUUUUGAUUGAUCAAUCAUCAUCCGAUCCCGAUUAUCAACAGCUCUUCAUUUUUUUACCUGGGUAAAAAGAUGGCAGCUUCUGUGACGGAUCCAUGGAUGAAGGAAUAUAAUGAAGCUGUUAAGCUUUCAGAUGACAUUAAUGGUAUGAUUUCGGAACGGAGCUCUUUUCCGGCAUCAGGACCUGAAACUCAGCGUCAUGCGUCUGCUAUUCGGAGAAAGAUCACAAUUUUAGGGACUAGGCUUGAUAGUUUACAGUCCCUUUUGACUAGGCUUCCUGGCAAGCAGCAAAUAUCAGAGAAAGAGAUGAACCGUCGCAAAGAUAUGGUUGCAAAUCUGAGAACAAAAGUAAACCAGAUGGCUUCGACAUUGAAUAUGUCGAACUUUGCCAACAGGGAUAGCUUGUUUGGUCCAGAAAUAAAGGCAGAUGAUCCCAUGCGCAGAACUGAAGGUCUGGAGAACCAUGGCAUUGUUGGUCUUCAACGACAAAUUAUGAGAGAGCAAGAUGAGGGCCUUGAGAAGUUGGAAGAGACGGUGAUAAGUACCAAACAUAUUGCAUUGGCUGUUAAUGAGGAACUUUAUCUUCACACUAGGCUCAUUGAUGACUUGGACGAACAUGUGGAUAUUACCGACUCCCGCUUACGGCGAGUGCAGAAGAAUCUGGCCAUUUUGAAUAAGCGCACGAAGGGUGGAUGCACCUGCUUGUGCAUGAUGUUGGCUGUUCUUGGCAUUGUGGGUCUGGUUGUCAUCAUAUUUUUACUGAUCAAAUAUUUGUAACAUAGCUCGUCGUUUCUUGCGAGGCAUGUUGUGUAAGCGGCCCGUUCUAUUAUUGUUUCAUGUUGGAACAUUGUGUUUGGCGUUGCCUAUUUUAAUUUGAUGCUGUGUGAAGUGAAAUGAAGAUGGUGGAGUUGCUGAGCUGUUAAGCAAUUGUGUAAAGAACAAGUAUACUGUCAAGAAAAUGUGUUAUGUUGCACUUAUAAUUCUUGAGGGUUGCUGCUACUCUCUUUUACUAAAUGUCUAUUGUGCUGUCAAUAUCUUAAAUACAUCAGUAUAUUUAUUGUCUA
Molecule: messenger RNA, 1262 nt
Organism: Mercurialis annua (annual mercury)
Lineage: Eukaryota; Viridiplantae; Streptophyta; Magnoliopsida; Malpighiales; Euphorbiaceae
Product: syntaxin-52-like
Exons: 6
Coding region: 271-975 (234 amino acids)
Biological process (GO): vesicle-mediated transport; vesicle fusion; intracellular protein transport
Cellular component (GO): SNARE complex; membrane; endomembrane system
Molecular function (GO): SNARE binding; SNAP receptor activity
Source: RefSeq, a predicted model, not a curated record